Lolium perenne is the source of this 2296-nucleotide messenger RNA. Its product is annotated as dynamin-related protein 4C. Gene Ontology annotation, cellular component: microtubule; membrane; cytoplasm. Gene Ontology annotation, molecular function: GTPase activity; microtubule binding; GTP binding. NCBI's taxonomy places the organism in Eukaryota, Viridiplantae, Streptophyta, Magnoliopsida, Poales, Poaceae. The record is from RefSeq and is a predicted model, not a curated record.
UCUUGCUUAACUACUCCUGCUACAUGCUCCUCCUACCUACAUACAUACAUUAAUGCACGUGCGGAUCGACGAAGGUGAGCUCCCAAUGGACGACGUGGAGUGCUCCUCCUCGGCGACAUGCAGCGCCAUGGCGGCCUCGUACAACGACCAGAUCCGGCCGCUCCUGGACGCCGUGGACCGGCUGCGGCAACUGAAGGUGACCCAGGAGGGCAUCCAGCUUCCCACCAUCGUGGUGGUUGGCGACCAGUCCAGCGGCAAGUCGAGCGUGCUGGAGUCGCUGGCCGGCAUCAGCCUCCCACGCGGGCAGGGCAUCUGCACCCGCGUCCCGCUCAUCAUGCGGCUGCAGGACGACCCCGCUGUCCAGGAUGCGUCCGUGCUGCAGCUGGAGUACAGCAGCGGCAUGGUGGUGACCACCUCCGAGGCCCAGGUCGCGGACGCCAUCAACGCCGCGACCGCCGAGAUCGCCGGGGGCGGCAAGGGCAUCUCGGACGCGCCUAUCACCCUGGUGGUGCGGAAAAGGGGCGUGCCCGACCUCACCCUCGUCGACCUUCCCGGCAUCACCCGCGUGGCCGUGCAGGGCCAGCCGGAGGACAUCUACGACCAGGUGGCCAGGAUGAUCAAGGCGUACAUCGCACCCAAGGAGAGCAUCAUCCUCAACGUGCUGUCGGCGCAGGUGGACUUCCCCACGUGCGAGUCCAUCCGCAUGUCGCAGCAGGUGGACCGCACCGGCGAGCGCACGCUGGCGGUGGUCACCAAGGCCGACAGGGCCCCCGAGGGCCUGCGGGAGAAGGUUACCAUGGACGACGUGCACAUCGGCCUCGGCUACGUCUGCGUCCGGAACCGCGUCGGCGAGGAGGAGACGUACGAGGAGGCGCGGGAGCAGGAGAGGCGGCUGUUCGCGGAGCACCCUCUGCUCUCCAAGAUCGACAAGUCCAUGGUCGGCAUCCCCACGCUGGCGCGGAGGCUCACGGAGAUACAGGGGGCCAUCAUCGCCAGGUGCCUCCCCGACAUCGUCAGGGAAAUCAACGACCGGCUCGGCCGCAGCAUGGACGAGCUCGGCCAGAUGCCGCCGGAUCUCAGCAACGUGGCCGAUGCGGCCAGAGCCUUCUUCCACAUCGUCAAGCAGGUGUGCGCUUCGCUGGAGAAGCUACUCCUCAGGGGAGAGUUCGACGAGUACCCGGACGACGCCAGCUUCCAUGGCACGGCGCGCGUCGCCGAGAUGCUGGCUAGGUACGGGCGUGACAUGCCUGCCCAGCCCCAGCCCCAGCGGCCGGCCGCGCAGCCGUUCCUGGUGGAGGAGAUGCGCGUUCUGGAGGAGGCCAGGGGCAUCACUCUCCCCAACUUCCUGCCACGGUCGGCGCUCCAGAUUCUGCUCAAGAAGAAGGUGGAGAGCAUCGUGCACGUGCCGCACGGCCUCGUCAAGCAGGUGUGGGAGUACGUUGGGGACCUGGUGAUGAGGAUACUGCUGCGCCACUCGCACGACUACCCUCAGGUCCAGUCGUCGUGCCGCCACGCCGUCCAGAGCCUCAUGGACAAGGCGCGCCAACGGUCGGCGCAGCACGUGGAGGAGCUGAUCGAGAUGGAGCUGGCCGCGGACUACACGGCGAACCCGGAGUACAUGAGGACCUGUGGCAGCAUCAUGCAAGAGCAGGACAUGUUCCUGAAAAAUUUUCCGGACGUGUUCCGGGACACUACCCUCCAACUCCGCUUUGGAGAGGUGGACGUGUCCCAUCUCACGCUUGACGACGCUGAGCUGGCUGGGCAGGCGUUCGACCUCAAGGCCCGCCUCGCUGCCUACUGGAACAUCGUCCUGCUCCGCCUCGUCGACGGCCUCGCGCUGCACGUCCUUCUCAGCAUCAGGCGGCUGGUGGAGAAACACCUGGUGGAGGAGCUCACGGGUGAGGUUCUCGGCAAAGACAUGGCCGGCGCCAAGCGGAUGCUGGUGCCGCCGCCCGGCACCGCCGCAAAGCGCGACCGCCUCAGGAACACCAUUGCGGUGCUUCGGGAAUCCAGGGAGGUGGUGGCAAAUAUCAUGGACAGGAGUAGCGCGCUAGGUUGAUCCAUCCUUAAUUGUCAGCUAAUCUAGCCUCUAGCUCGACCACGUACGUCCUGGUAUCCCUCCGCGAUCUGAGUCCGUGGGAUGGCACGGAGCAAGCCCCUCGAUCGUGGGUACGGUUACGCCUCGACAUUUAAUUUGCUUUCCCUAAUUAACCGAGCGAGCUUGGAAUAAUCAUGUACGUGUUAGUACCUAGCUACUUCAUCACUACUAUAUCUAUAUAUAUAUAUUUCUAUUUCA